Messenger RNA from Syngnathus typhle (broad-nosed pipefish), 2326 nucleotides. RefSeq names its product probable cationic amino acid transporter. Lineage: Eukaryota; Metazoa; Chordata; Actinopteri; Syngnathiformes; Syngnathidae. The record is from RefSeq and is a predicted model, not a curated record. The transcript has 8 exons. Gene Ontology annotation, molecular function: amino acid transmembrane transporter activity. Bases 22 to 2178 code for a protein of 718 amino acids. Gene Ontology annotation, cellular component: plasma membrane. Gene Ontology annotation, biological process: amino acid transport; transmembrane transport.
UGAGCACAGCUGGUGGCCGCCAUGUCGUGGCUGCAUCGGAUGUCCUGGGCGGAUUUCUGGUACCGCACCUGCUCGCGGCUUCUGCGCACCAAGCCGGUGGGCGCUAUGGUGCACGGGGGCAGCCACGAAGACCUAACGGAGCUGGCGGGGGGCUCCGCGGUGGGACUGGCCAAGGUGCUGACCACCCUGGACCUGGUGUCGCUGGGGGUGGGCAGCUGCGUGGGCACUGGCAUGUACGUGGUCGCCGGGCUGGUUGCCAAGUCCGUGGCCGGCCCGGGCGUCAUCCUGUCCUUCGUCAUAGCCGCUAUGGCGUCCGUUUUGUCAGGUGUGUGCUACGCAGAGUUCGGCGUCCGCGUGCCCAAGACGACGGGCUCGGCCUACACGUACAGCUACGUGACAGUCGGCGAGUUUGUGGCCUUCCUGAUUGGCUGGAACCUGAUCCUGGAGUACCUGAUCGGCACGGCUGCAGGGGCGUCGGCUCUCAGCAGCAUGUUUGACUCGCUGGCCAAUCACAGCAUCAGUCACUACAUGAUCGCACACCUGGGCACGCUCAAAGGACUCGGCAAAGGUGAGGACACGUUCCCGGACUUGCUGGCCAUGUUUAUCGUCCUGCUGGUGACGCUGAUCGUGGCCCUUGGCGUGCGCAACUCGGUGGGCCUCAACAACGUCCUGAACCUGGUCAACAUGGUGGUCUGGGUCUUCAUCAUCCUGGCGGGACUUUUCUUCCUGUCUGCCAAGAACUGGGAGGGCGGCAUGUUCCUGCCCUACGGCUGGUCGGGGGUGAUGCAGGGGGCGGCGACCUGCUUUUACGCCUUCAUCGGCUUUGACAUCAUCGCCACGACAGGGGAGGAGGCACAGAACCCCAACACCUCCAUCCCCUAUGCCAUCACCGCCUCGCUCGUCACCUGUCUUAGCGCAUACGUGUCGGUGAGCGUGAUCCUGACCCUGAUGGUUCCGUACGACCUCAUCGACGGCUCGGCGCCUCUCAUGGAAAUGUUCGCGGCGCACGGCUUCCUGUGGGGGAAGUACACAGUGGCGGUGGGUUCCAUCGCCGGCCUCAGCGUGUCUCUGCUGGGCUCGCUGUUCCCGAUGCCGCGAGUCAUCUACGCCAUGGCCUCAGACGGACUAUUAUUCAGGUCCCUGUCUCAAGUGUCUGCAUUCACGCACACGCCGGCGGCGGCUUGCGUGGUUUCCGGGACUCUGGCUUCAUUUCUGGCUCUGCUGGUGAGUCUGCGCGACCUGAUCGAGAUGAUGUCCAUCGGCACACUGUUGGCAUACACGCUGGUCAGCGUUUGCGUGCUGCUGCUGCGCUACCAGCCCGACGGCGCGGAAAGCGAGGGUCUUCCUGGCAAAGACCACCCGGAUGUUGACUGCUCCUCCAUUGGCGAUCCUUCUGACCACGAAAACGAGCCCAGCGACUUCCACACCGGCUCGGCGUCACCGCUCCAAAAGCUUCUGGGAGCUCAUUACCCGAACCUGCUAGUGAACCUGCUUGGCGUCCCCUCGUCAAUGGCGCGGCCCACGGCCUGGACUGGCCGCACGGUGACGCGCUGCACCCUGGCCUUCUUCUUCCUCUCCUUCCUGCUGUGGAGCACGGUCAUCUUUGGCGUGGAGCAGAGCGUCGGGACGGGCGCCGCUGUUUGGGGCCUGACAGCGGCGCUGCUGGGGGCCGCCUUGGCCGGACUUUUGCUCACGGUGGUGCGGCAGCCUCAGAGCGGGCAGACGUUGGCCUACAUGGCGCCCUACGUUCCCUUUGUUCCCGCGGCGGCUAUUUUGGUCAACAGCUACCUGAUGCUGAAGUUGUCACCUCUCACUUGGGCGCGCUUCGCCAUCUGGUGCGCCAUCGGCCUGCUGAUCUACGCUUUGUACGGCGUGUGGCACAGCUCUCUGGAGGUGAGUGCUCGCGAGGAGGAAGCCCACGCCAGCUCCUACCAACGCUUCGACGACCACCUGGACGAUACCUUCUCCGCCCACGAGGACGACCCACGGGAGCGGGACGACGGACCCUACCGAGGCUGGACCGCCCCCGAGGAGCGGGACUUGCAUUAUCAGAACCAUGCGUACGACAGGGGCCCGGGCGAGGACGAUGACGACUUUGGAUACCAGAGAGGAGGUGGCGGCCACGGCGGACUGAGGCAGACAAACGAUCACAGCUUUGACGAUGGAUAUAACCACUGACAACACAAGAACACACACACACACACACACAGCAGCUCUGGUUGGUACCAUUCGAGGUUCGGUGGCCAAGGACAAUACAGCUUCCAGCUUGUGUUUGACAGUUUUUCUUGGUGAGUUUGAGAACCUUUGUUUUUCCCCUGCGUUGAUG